CUUGGCGCCAAUCCCAAGCGAGCAGCGGGGGAAGUCACGUUAUCUGCAAGGUCCAAACACUGGCUGUGACUAUUAAUUAACCUCCUCACAUUCCAACCUCUGUCCCCCGCCAUAGCUAUUGUCUGCUUCUUUUUGACACCCAGUGAUAUCUCACCUUAUACUCCCCCCCCCCAUCUGUUGAUUUAUUAAUUAAUUUCAAAACAUAUCCAUCGCUAUGGCCGACUCAUUGACCGAAGAACAAGUUUCUGAGUUCAAGGAGGCAUUCUCCCUUUUCGAUAAAGAUGGCGAUGGACAAAUCACCACCAAAGAGUUGGGAACCGUAAUGCGGUCUUUGGGACAGAACCCUUCCGAAUCAGAACUGCAAGACAUGAUCAACGAGGUUGAUGCAGAUAACAAUGGAACCAUUGACUUCCCAGAGUUUUUGACUAUGAUGGCACGGAAAAUGAAGGACACGGAUUCCGAAGAAGAAAUUCGGGAAGCGUUCAAAGUAUUCGAUCGUGAUAACAACGGGUUUAUUUCUGCCGCUGAGUUACGUCAUGUUAUGACUUCGAUCGGUGAGAAAUUGACAGAUGACGAGGUUGAUGAGAUGAUCCGUGAGGCGGACCAGGAUGGCGAUGGACGAAUCGACUACAACGAGUUUGUUCAGCUCAUGAUGCAGAAAUAGGCGCUGGUUAAAAACCUGUUCCCUUGAAACCCUAAGCUACCAGCUGUUGAUUUCACGUUUGUUACCAUGCGGCCCACCAUUUGCUGUCGAAUGUUGAAACGAACUACGAUUUUCGAAUGGCAUCUAUAUCCCUUUUUUUCCGGCAUGCUGUCAAUUUAUUAGUGCUGUACUAAGGGCGCCUCUUAAUAUGUCAUUUCAAUUGGACCCUCGAACACUUAAGUACCUGAUUGAAAGGCGCACCGGGAAAUGAUAGAAUGGAAAUGUUCGAAGUCGGAAUGAGAUAGGAUCGUGAAAGAUUGAAGAAAAGGAGGAAGGGAAAAGACAAGAGAAAAAAAAAAAAAAAAAAAAAAAAAAAAAAAAGAUUGCGCCCAAUUUUCUGUCAUUAUUAUCGCGUUUUGCCUUCAUCCAUUUGGGUUCUGUUUAUAAGAUGCUUACAUCCUUUUCUUGCCCCCUCACCCCAUUUCCAUAUAUUUGCCGCUGAGUUUGUUUAGUAACCUCACCGCUUCCCCCCUUAACGUUCUAUAUGAAUUGAAACUUCCGCUACAUGGUAAUUUGAAAUGGCCUCAUGAACCUCAUGAAAUUUAACAAUAGAAAAAGCAAAUGGCAAUGAAACUUUCGCUUCUCUUGAUCUUAGUUUUAUGUUGACUUAUCUACCUCUCCUAGAGUAAAUGGCAUCCAUCCCACUUUUUGGGAACGCAGCCCGACCAUAGGGCUUUUCAUUCUUAAACACCCCGAUAUCAUUUAUGUAGUGUAGUUAAAAUCAAUCGUAUAUAUAUAAAAAUCUGACACAUCGAACGCCUAGCUCCCAAGCCCAACAAAAUGGGGAUAUGCGGCCAAUAACCAAAAAGGAAGGGAGAAAAGCAAAAAAAAAAAAAAAAAAACAAAA
This is a messenger RNA of Blastomyces dermatitidis ER-3, 1550 nucleotides long. RefSeq names its product calmodulin. Gene Ontology annotation, molecular function: calcium ion binding; enzyme regulator activity. The record is from RefSeq and is a predicted model, not a curated record. Gene Ontology annotation, cellular component: central plaque of spindle pole body. Gene Ontology annotation, biological process: spindle pole body organization. Bases 215 to 664 code for a protein of 149 amino acids. The transcript is spliced from 6 exons. NCBI's taxonomy places the organism in Eukaryota, Fungi, Ascomycota, Eurotiomycetes, Onygenales, Ajellomycetaceae.